ACGCUGAUUAAAAGUAAAAGUCAGAAGAUAUACAAAAAAAACGCGAGUAAAGCCAUAAAAAUUGCUAAAUUGUUUUAAAUUAUAAUACUAAUAAGUUUAUAAAGCAGUUGGCGUGUGUUUAGUUGCUCAUUGUGUGUGCAUGAAGGGCGUGAGUAAGCGUCGAUAGGCAAACACAGGAGUCAGCAACAUCGUCAGUGACGCCAUUUUCUGUGUAAAUUAGCAGAAAAAAUUCAGCAGGUGGGGCAAACGUAGAGAUACAACAGCAACGCCGCGUGACCACACAGUAAAAAGCGAAGCAAAGAGCGAGAUAAACUGACACUGAAACUCAAUGAGCAGUCUAAUCAACUUUCUCAAUCCGAAACUCAAGCCCACUGUGGAAUGCGAGGCUGUAUGCGAGGAUGGCUACACAGCAGCAAAUCUCAUUGCCGACGAUGAGGAGCAGUUGGAGCGUGGGUUUAUGAGCUUCGCCGUCUGCAAGCCGCCCAUCGAGAUUGUGUUUGACUUUCCCAAGGCUGUGGAUCUGAAGGUCAUCAAGCUAUGGCACUGCUCAGGUGCGCUGCGCUCCACGGGCUUCGAGGUGCACGGCAAGCACGAUGGUAUUUGGGAGCGCGUAGCCUAUGUGCGUGACAUACCCAAGACGGCGGACUCCAUGACUUUUUGCUAUCAGAGUGAUUACAACUCACGCAGCAGUACAGCCGCAGCCCAGCAGCAGAGCGAGAAGGUGUUUUUCUUUAAGACAGCUCAUAAAAUACUGGCCACCACGAAUAGCGUGAAGAUUGUAAUACGUGCCACAGAUCGCUGUCCGCCCGUGCUGCGCAAGAUUCAAAUGUGGGGCUUGCCUGCACGCACUCUGGAAAAAGCGGACCGUGAGCUGGUGAAGACAAUCUGGAGUGAGAUUAACGAUCCGUAUGGAAUAAAAAAUCAGCAGCAACAGGCAGGACAACGUUCACCUUCGCGUAACGUUCCUGAACUACGUGAACAGUCGAUGCUGCAGAUACCGGAGGAGUUCUUGGAUUCCAUUACUUGGGAAUUAAUGACAUUUCCAACUGUGCUGCCCUCAGGCAAAAUAGUCGACCAGUCUACCAUCGACAAGCACUCGGAGGAGGAAGGUAAGUGGGGUCGAAUGCCCUCCGAUCCAUUUACUGGACUUGAAUAUACCUCACAACGCAAGGCUAUCUUGAACCUGGCGCUUAAAGCGCGCAUUGAAAAGUUUCUUAUGGAGAAUUCGGAGCACUUUAAGUCUGUGCCGCGUUCCUUGGGCAGCAGCGGCUCGCGCUUGCGUCGCCGUCAUGCGUCGCAGUUUGCCAGCCAUAUGUGUCAAACUGGACCGGGAUUGGGUCUUUUGCCCGUUGGUACAUAUUCCUCAUUGAGCAACGUACAUAAGCAGCACCUGCGCAAGACCAAGUCGACCGUUACCGCCACGGCUACCUCGGCAUACUCAGCCUUCCCAGGCCCACCCUCGCCACCAGCUGCAAAGCGUGCGCGUCACAGUAAUUCAGCUUAUGCUGUCAGUGCAACAGUCACUGCCAGCACAGUGGAACAGAGGCCGACUACAUCGGUGAAUGCGACCAGCACGUCUUCCAUUGAUAAUGACAUUCAGCAGGCGCUGCAGAAGAUAACGCGCUACACUCAGGUGACCACCCCCACCCAGCCACCUAGCUGUAUUAAUUGUCGCAGUGGACAAUUCGCCUACGAAAUACGCACCUGUCAACAUCUGAUCUGCCGGGAAUGUCUUGUACUGCUGUCGAGCACACAGACAUGCGCAUGCAAGUUGCCCUUCCGCAGCUCGGACGUGGAGCGCUAUCACAAACUUCCGUAGUGUUGACGGCUCCCACCCCAGCAACCAGUUAGUCUUGUAUGCUAGUGCUUCAAUUCAUAUACACCCAUACCUUACACACCUAAACUCGAAUGUAAGAUUUUUUGUUGCCAAUCAUAUUUUAAUUUGUUUGUCUUAAAUCAGUUUUUAAUCCUUAGCAUAAUUUUUAAUCAUAUCAGAGUCGAUUUUAGUGCGGAGAGUUUUAUUCGAAGCCAAAAAAUACAAUUGGAAUGGGAAUUUUACGCUCACUCCCCCAAUUAUCAGUAUCAGGUCACAAUUAGUCGGCAAUGCGAUUAAACUAAAAUAUAUUAAUUAAGCAUAUGUAGACUUAAGAAUGUAUAAGCAUAGAAAAGCGCGCAUAACUUUUGUAGACUUUAUACAAGCCCUAUUGAAUUAGAGUAAAAAGCGCAUAGUUUAUAUAUU
Drosophila busckii is the source of this 2239-nucleotide messenger RNA. RefSeq names its product RING finger protein 37. The record is from RefSeq and is a predicted model, not a curated record. NCBI's taxonomy places the organism in Eukaryota, Metazoa, Arthropoda, Insecta, Diptera, Drosophilidae. Gene Ontology annotation, cellular component: nucleus. Gene Ontology annotation, biological process: protein polyubiquitination. Gene Ontology annotation, molecular function: ubiquitin protein ligase binding; ubiquitin-ubiquitin ligase activity. The transcript is spliced from 2 exons. The coding region runs from base 329 to 1819 and encodes 496 amino acids.